Pseudomyrmex gracilis is the source of this 1452-nucleotide messenger RNA. RefSeq names its product putative nuclease HARBI1. The record is from RefSeq and is a predicted model, not a curated record. The coding region runs from base 257 to 1345 and encodes 362 amino acids. The transcript has 7 exons. Lineage: Eukaryota; Metazoa; Arthropoda; Insecta; Hymenoptera; Formicidae.
AUUCUGUAUCUAAUCUGUAGUGAAAAUGUGACUUAGUGUGAUUCCGUAACUUUUACCAUAGUGAAAAUGCGAGCCAUUUCACGGGAGUUCGUACGGCAAGAAAUUUCUUGUCGAUUGGUGAAAUCAGAGAGAGAAGGACUGAGGAUAGACAGAGAAAGUAGACAAUGUUGCGUGACGCGUUUUUGUGACGGUUUAUAAUUGUAAGGUUAAGUGUCAUCGUUUCGCACAUAUUCCCGAAAGUCCGUUAACAGCAGAAAUGGCAAUAUACAUGGGAGCAAUUUUAUUAUUUCGUGACGAAGAGGAUGAUGAUUUUGAACAUAAUCGAGUUAUGAGUGUUACACGUAGACUACUCAGAGAUGCAUCAGAUCCUUUUUCGAUUUCUGAUAACGAAUUUCGAAAACUAUAUAGACUGACAAAAGAUGUAAGUCGUACAUUGAUUGACGAAUUGGUUCCAUAUAUGCCGCAGAAAUUACGAAAAACUGCAAUAUCUUAUGAAUUACAAAUAUUGGCAUCAUUAAGCUUCUUUGCAUCUGGAUCUUAUCAAAGAAGAAUUGGCCAAGAUUUUUUAACAUGUAUGUCUCAAACAUCAUUCAGUCGUUCUAUUCAUACGACUGUCAAUGCACUGAAUUGUGUGAUGGACAAUUGGAUUCGCUUUCCAGUAACUGCUGACAGAAUUCAAGAAAUCAAACAAGGAUUUUUUCUAAAAGGUGGUUUUCCAGGAGUAAUUGGAGCAAUUGAUGGAACACAUGUCGCCAUUUUUCCACCCGAAGUUGAGAGGGAAUAUUUAUUUAUUAAUAGAAAAUUGUACCAUUCAUUAAAUGUGUUAGUUAUUUGCGAUUCUAAGUGCGAAAUUCUCGCUGUAAAUAGUGCUCACGGUGGCCGAACACAUGAUUCUCGAGUAUUACGAUCAUCGAGAAUAUUUGCUCAUUUACAACGGAGACACAGAGAGGGUGAGACAGAUUCCUGGCUUCUAGGUGAUUCUGCAUAUCCUCUUUUACCUUUUUUGUUAACACCAAAAUUAAAUCAAGAAGAAAGAACUCCAGGCGCAAGAUAUACAGAUCACCAUACACAAACUCGUGUAGCUAUAGAGCAAUGUUUUGGUAUUUUAAAAGGUCGCUGGCGUUGCUUACGUAAAGAACGAGCUUUACAUUAUUCUCCACAGUUUGCUGCUCUCAUUGUCNAUGCUUGUUGCGUUCUGCAUAAUAUGGCAAUGAGAUGGGGAAUUCCUACUGAUGAAAUACAUCUCGACGAUCUAGACAUUGAGCCGCCGAUACCAUAUGCUGUUAACGACAUAAGUGGAGAACAAAUCCAAAAUCAAGUAAUACAGUGGUAUUUUACUAAUUAAUNUAAGAACAUCAAUAUAAAUGUCGAAUUGUACAUAAAUUGCAUAAAAAUAACAUUUUAAUAUUUGUAUUUUUGAAUUGUAAAAGAAAUAAUAUUGAAACAUUAUUG